UUGAGCUGUAAGGCUCAUGACCAUGAACUAACUAAAAGGGUGGUUCGCUGGUUAAGCUAUAAGGCUCAUGACCAUGAACUAACUAAAAGGGUGGUUUGCUGGUUGAGCUGUAAGGCUCAUAACCAUGAACUAACUAAAGGGGUAGUUUGUUGGUUGAGCUGUAAGGCUCAUGACCAUGAGUUAUCUAAAAGAGCAGUUUGCCGGUUGAGCUGUAAGGCUUACAGCCAUAAACUAUCUAAAGAUGAG
Racocetra persica is the source of this 246-nucleotide messenger RNA. Lineage: Eukaryota; Fungi; Glomeromycota; Glomeromycetes; Diversisporales; Gigasporaceae. The record is from the annotation of a GenBank genome assembly.